Molecule: messenger RNA, 1528 nt
Organism: Spizellomyces punctatus DAOM BR117
Lineage: Eukaryota; Fungi; Chytridiomycota; Chytridiomycetes; Spizellomycetales; Spizellomycetaceae
Exons: 13
Coding region: 15-1337 (440 amino acids)
Biological process (GO): mRNA 3'-end processing
Cellular component (GO): mRNA cleavage stimulating factor complex
Molecular function (GO): protein binding; RNA binding
Source: RefSeq, a predicted model, not a curated record
GUGGACGGAGUGAAAUGCAAGGAUUGGGUUGGGAUUUUCAAAACAUGACCAUGGAGGACACCAACUCAAAUACGGGUGAUGACCUCGACAAUCAAAUGCCAAGAGAGGAAGUGUUACCUCUAAUUAUAAGCCAGCUCCAACAUUAUGGCUUGAAUUCCAUUGCACAAGUUGUCGCUGAAGCCAGCGAAACGCCUUUAUCCUUUGACCCAUCCCCCCGACUCGCAGAACUUUGUUAUCACGGUCGAAUAGCUCGUGAAAAUGAUGAUAGCGAGGAUAUUAUACCGGCAGAUAUUACCGAGGAUAUAUCUGAAGACGAGGAAGAUGAGGAACCACUUGCAGAUUUGGAUGGCGGGGUGCGAUUUGCUCCUAAACCCGUUCCAAACCUAACUCCCUGGUUCAGUACCCAACAUCGCGAAUCAUGUCGAGCGGCAGCAUUUAGCGCGGACGGCAAGUACGUUGCAACGGGAUCAGAAGAUUCCUCACUAAAAGUCCUCGACGUGAGCCGCAUCAAAGCAGCCUAUCGGGACGGUGCACCAGAAAAACCAGUCAUACGCACACUAUAUGACCACGUAGCUCCUGUGAAUGAUGUGCAUUUUCAUCCGAAUGGAACGGUGGUGGCUUCCUGUUCACAUGAUCAGAGUAUCAAAUUGUUUGAUAUACAGAAACCGAAUGUUAAGCGGAGUUUUCGAUAUUUGCAGGAUGCGAGCAUUGUUCGAUCGAUUCAUUUUCAUCCAUCUGGAGAUUACCUUGCAGCAGGAACCGACCAUGAAGCUGUCCGAAUUUUUGAUGUUCACACAUUAAAGUGCUUUACAUCUCCCAAUCCAAAUGAUAAACACAGUGGGCCCAUCAAUAAGGUGCGAUAUGCCCCAUCUGGCAAAGUAUUUGCCACCGCGGGGGAAGACGGUACCAUUAAAAUCUGGGACACAAUCAGCGGAGACUGCAUCAAAACCAUGACAACAGCCCAUUCCGGCAAACCAGUGACAAGUGUCCGAUUCUCAAAAAGUGGGCGAUACAUUUUAUCUUGUGGAUUAGAUUCUGUUGGAAGGUUAUGGGAUAUGCAUACUGGGAAUGUUGUGCAAGAGUUUGCGGGGGCUGUACAAAAGGACGUUUAUACUACGAAUACGUUUAAUUAUAAUGAGGAUUUUGUGUUGGGUACGGAUGAGAAUGAUUGGGCUAUUGUUAUAUGGGAUUCAAGAACUGGCGCAUUGCUUAAAAGAAUACCCGCUCAUAUGGCGCCUAUCCGAUGUAUUGUGGCGAGUCCAAAUGAGAAUGGAUUUGUUAGUUGCAGUGAUGAUUAUCGAGCAAAGUACUGGGGUGAGGAUACGGUGGCUAGAUAAAAACCUGGUAGUCUUUUUUUUUUUAAAAGUUCAAAGGUGUAAAUUGGACUCAUGGGGCACAUGGCAUCAGACAUUUUAGCACGUUUUCAAAUGCAAAUGUGUACGGGAUGGAUGUAGCCUCUUUUUUGUAACUGAAUGACCAUGUCCUAAACGACAAAAAAACAAAAAAAAAAAACCAAUUCAAUACCCCC